AGACGUGAACUCCCGACAGAAAAGCAACUCGAUUAAAGCAGACGUAAUGAAACAUUAAAUACAUGACAUUCAUCGGGCGCAUGCGCGGUCGAAUGCUCUGGAAAAGAUCAAAAAGCCGUCGCGAUGCCGUGUAGAAGUCGAGUCGCACUCGUGUGUGCCGUCUCUUUGACUCUGUUUCGGCAAACCGACGCGCGUCUGCCUGAAUACCAGCAGGACGAACUUAUUUUGCCGGGUCAUAUCCGAUUCGAACACGUGGUGAAUCCACUGCCACACACGUACAUAUCAUUGAGCGACUUGCCUCAAGCUUUCUCGUGGGGGAAUGUCGGUGGAAAGUCGUAUCUCAGCAAAUCUUUGAACCAACACAUUCCUCAAUAUUGUGGAAGCUGCUGGGCACACUCGGCUAUGUCCUCUCUGGCGGACCGCAUUUUAAUUGCGCAAAGUCAACUCGAGGACGAUAUCACCCCCGACGAGUUCAACCUAUCUAUUCAGUUUCUUUUGAACUGCGCAGGAGAAGUUGCAGGAUCUUGCCAUGGUGGCUCAACAACCGGAGUCUUUCAGUUCAUUCAAGAUUUUGGCUACAUUCCGUACGACACCUGCCAACCGUACCUUGCCUGUUCGACUGAUUCUGAAGAGGGCUUUUGCCCCCACGUGGAUACGACUUGUGCUCCGGAAACCAUUUGUCGAACGUGUUCGCCAAACGGAACCUGUCGCGCCGUAUCAACCUUUCCCAACGCUACGGUUGCUGAAUACGGGCGUAUUCAAUAUGAUACCUCGGCGAUUAUGGCCGAAAUUUACGCAAGGGGUCCUGUCAAGGCAUCGGUCUAUGCCAAACCCAUAUACAAUUAUUCUGGUGGAGUGCUCUGGGAUGCCCCGGAGUACCAGGCCGACAAGCACAACCAUGGCGUAAGUAUAAUAGGUUGGGGAUAUGAUGAUGAGAUGGAUAGGCAGUACUGGAUUGUCCGCAAUUCCUGGGGUCAAUAUUGGGGUGAAAUGGGUUUCUUUCGGCUUGAACUUGGAAAAAAUCUUCUCAUGAUCGAAUCAAACAUUGCUUGGGCUACGCCAGGAAUGUUUUCCAUUUUUGAUUCCAAAUGUCAAGGAGGCAGCGACUAUUUGAAGUCCUUUACGUACAAGGAUCCCUCCAAGGACAUGGCUUUGUUGCAGCGAAGAAGUAGUGGCUCAACAUAAGGUCGUGGUUGUUGGAUUUGUUGGCAUUCGAAGACAACCUCUUUGCUCCGACGAAUUCGUUGUUUAAUGUAAGAUCGAACUUGUUGCCUUUGUGGGCAUUCGAAGGGUACCUCUGUGCUGACACUAUAUGGGAGGAUGCAACCAUACUGAUGUUAGCUCAAGCUCCGGAGCGGAACUAGCCAACCUCUGUCACAAUUAAGCAUCGACAAUCUUUAAAUCGAAUUUAAAACUUG
Phaeodactylum tricornutum CCAP 1055/1 is the source of this 1418-nucleotide messenger RNA. RefSeq lists its product with no specific name. Gene Ontology annotation, molecular function: cysteine-type endopeptidase activity. NCBI's taxonomy places the organism in Eukaryota, Bacillariophyta, Bacillariophyceae, Surirellales, Neidiaceae. Gene Ontology annotation, cellular component: lysosome. The record is from RefSeq and is a predicted model, not a curated record. The coding region runs from base 124 to 1185 and encodes 353 amino acids. The transcript has 2 exons.